Molecule: messenger RNA, 573 nt
Organism: Castor canadensis (American beaver)
Lineage: Eukaryota; Metazoa; Chordata; Mammalia; Rodentia; Castoridae
Gene: Rmi2
Product: RecQ mediated genome instability 2
Biological process (GO): maintenance of rDNA; DNA repair; regulation of sister chromatid segregation
Cellular component (GO): nuclear speck; cytosol
Source: RefSeq, a predicted model, not a curated record
AUGGCGGCGACUGAAGACUCAUUUGCGGCUGGCGGCCCGGCGGCGGUGCGGCUGCCGCGGUUGCCGCCGCUCAAGGUGCUGGCAGAGCAGCUGCGGCGCGACGUGGAGGGUGGCCCGGGCGCGUGGCGGCUGUCGCGGGCGGCGGCGGGCCGUGGACCGCUGGAGCUGGCAGCCGUAUGGAUGCAGGGCACCGUGGUGGCGGCGAGCGGUGGCGAGGCGCGACUGCGGGACCCGAGCGGGGCCUUCUCGGUGCGCGGCCUGGAGCGGGUGCCGCGUGGGCGGCCCUGCCUCGUCCCAGGCAAGUAUGUCAUGGUAAUGGGGGUGGUGCAUGCCUGCAGCCCCGAGCCGUGCCUCCAGGCCGUGAAGCUGACGGAUCUGUCAGGUAACCCUGUCCACCAGAGGAUGUGGGAGCUGGAGGUGGAGGAUUUGCACAGGAACAUACCCUAGGUGGUGUCGGCGCCGUCCUGGAACACGCCGUCACGUGUUCUCAUCACAUGUGACUUUGCCGACGUCACUCAAGGUCUACUUCUCGAAGGGCCCUGGGACAAUGGCUUUGGUGGACCCAGGGUCGGG